Molecule: messenger RNA, 3063 nt
Organism: Striga asiatica
Lineage: Eukaryota; Viridiplantae; Streptophyta; Magnoliopsida; Lamiales; Orobanchaceae
Source: the annotation of a GenBank genome assembly
AUGGCUCUUCGUCAUAAUCCCCUCGCCUUUCUCAUCGUACCUUUCUGCUCGGAAUAUAGGUUCACAACUGUCGCAAAAUCUCCGGAGAGCUCACUCGGCGACCUCUUGCUAGUCGCUUCCAUAGCCAAAACCCUGUCCAAGCCCGGAGGAAUUCACACUCUGGACAAAGAUGGCGACUCGAUCCCCCUCUCCGAGGAGCUUGUCCUCCAGAUCCUCCGCCGUGGCUCCCUCGACGCCGCCAGGAAACUGGAUUUCUUCCGGUGGUGUUCCCUCAGGCAUAAUUACAAACACUCGACGUGCACAUACUCUCAGAUGUUCGGGUCCAUCUGCUUUUUGCCCAACCACCAUUACAACGAUAUCCUCGAGCUGCUUGCCUCAAUGAGGCGCGAUGGAUUAACGCUGGAUUCAUCGACUCUGAAGCUGAUCCUUGACGGAUUUAUCAAGUCCGGUAAGUAUGAUUCUACCUUGGGAGUAUUGGAUUACGUCGAGAGGGAAUUGAUCGAUAAGAGGCGUUUGAGCCCUGAUGCGUAUAGCCCAAUUGUAGUUGCUCUUGUGAGAAAAAACCAGCUGCUCGUCAGCUUGAAGAAAUCAGGCAUGAAAGACAAAUUCAUGGAGGUUUUCGGUAAGCUUCGUGCCACGAAACUGUACCCGCUUGAUAGAUGGGGUUAUAACAUAUGCAUCCACAUGCUAGGAUGCUGGGGUGAUUUGAGCAUUGCAUUGAGUCUGUUUAAGGAGAUGAAGGGGAAAAGUGGUUCGUUCGAUCCGGAUUUGUGCACGUGCAAUAGCUUGAUACACGUGCUUUGCUCGCUUGGUAAGGUGAAAGAUGCCCUCACUAUGUGGGAAGAGCUGAAAAGCUCGUCAGGUCACGAACCCGAUUCGUACACUUAUCGAAUUCUCAUUCAGGGCUGUUGUAAAUCCUACAGAAUUAAUGACGCCCUGCAAAUAUUUAGUGAGAUGCAGUAUAACGGAGUACGUGCAGAGACUGUUGUUUAUAACUCCCUUCUCGAUGGCUUGUUAAAGUCAAGGAAAUUGAACGAAGCCUGCAAUCUUUUUGAUAAAAUGGUGGAUGAUGACGGGGUUCGAGCCUCGUGCUGGACGUACAACAUACUCAUAGACGGGCUGUUAAAAAACGGGAGGCCUGAGGCUGCUUAUACCUUGUUUUCUAAUUUAAAGAAAAAAGGUAAUAAUUUCGUGGACAGUGUCUCAUAUAGUAUUGUGAUUUUGCAUGCUUGCCGGGAGGUAAAGAUCGAGGAAGCAUUGAAAUUGGUGGAGGAAAUGGAGGCUAGGGGUUUUGUGGUUGAUUUAAUCACGAUAACUUCGUUGUUAACUGCUCUUUACAGGCGAGGUCUAUGGGAUUUGAUCGAGAAGCUUAUGCGGAAACAUUUAAGGGAUGGGAAUUUGGUCCUUUCUAUUCUCAAGUGGAAAUCGGCAAUGGAAGGCUCGCUGAAGAGCCCACAGAGUAAGGAUAAAGACCUCAUGCCAAUUUUCCCUUCAACAAACCAUUUUUCUUCUAGUAAUUACAGUUUUCAUAAGCCACACCACCGUUCUCCGAUCAUGCGCCAUGGCCGAAGAUGGAGAAAAAUGGCCCUUCUUCAUAAUCCCCUCGCCUUUCUCAUCGUACCUUUCUGCUCGGAAUAUAGGUUCACAACUGCCGCAAAAUCUCCGGCGAGCUCACUCGGCGACCUCUUGCUAGUCGCUUCCAUAGCCAAAACCCUGUCCAAGCCCGGAGGAAUUCACACUCUAGACAGAGAUGGCGACUCGAUCCCCCUCUCCAAGGAGCUUGUCCUCCAGAUCCUCCACCGUGGCUCCCUCGACCCCGCCAGGAAACUGGAUUUCUUCCGGUGGUGUUCCCUCAGGCAUAAUUACAAACACUCGACGGACACAUACUCUCAGAUGUUCAGGUUCAUCUGCUUUUUGCCCAACCACCAUUACAACGAUAUCCUCGAGCUGCUUGCCUCAAUGAGGCGCGAUGGAUUAACGCUGGAUUCAUCGACUCUGAAGCUGAUCCUCGACGGAUUUAUCAGGUCCGGUAAGUAUGAUUCUGCCUUGGAAGUAUUGGAUUACGUCGAGAGGGAAUUGAUCGAUAAGAGGCGUUUGAGCCCUGAUGCGUAUAGCCCAAUUGUAGUUGCUGUUGUGAGAAAAAACCAGAUUUCCUUAGCUUUGUCUAUUUUUCUCAAGCUUCUGAAUUCAUCCACUGUUGGGGACAGUUUAGUCAUUCCCGAUGCUAUUGCCUGUAACGAGCUGCUCGUCAGCUUGAAGAAAUCAGGCAUGAAAGACGAAUUCAUGGAGGUUUUCAGUAAGCUUCGUGCCACGAAACUGUACCCGCUUGAUAGAUGGGGUUAUAACAUAUGCAUCCACACGCUAGGAUGCUGGGGAGAUGAAGGGGAAAAGUGGUUCGUUCGAUCUGGAUUUGUCACGUACAAUAGCUUGAUACACGUGCUUUGCUCGCUUGGUAAGGUGAAAGAUGCCCUCACUGUGUGGGAAGAGGUGAAAAGCUCGUCAGGUCACGAACCCGAUUCGUACACUUACCGAAUUCUCAUUCAGGGCUGUUGUAAAUCCUACAGAAUUAAUGACGCCCUGCAAAUAUUUAGUGAGAUGCAGUAUAACGGAGUACGUGCAGAGACUGUUGUUUAUAACUCCCUUCUCGAUGGCUUGUUAAAGUCAAGGAAAUUGAACGAAGCCUGCAAUCUUUUUGAGAAAAUGGUGGAUGAUGACGGGGUUCGAGCCUCGUGCUGGACGUACAACAUACUCAUAGACGGGCUGUUAAAAAACGGGAGGCCUGAGGUUGCUUAUACCUUGUUUUCUGAUUUAAAGAAAAAAGGUAAUAAUUUCGUGGACAGUGUCUCAUAUAGUAUUGUGAUUUUGCAUGUUUGCCGGGACGGAAAGAUCGAGGAAGCAUUGAAAUUGGUGGAGGAAAUGGAGGCUAGGGGUUUUGUGGUUGAUUUAGUCACGAUAACUUCGUUGUUAACUGCGCUUUACAGGCGAGGUCUAUGGGAUUUGACCGAGAAGCUUAUGCGGAAACAUAUAAGGGAUGGGAAUUUGGUCCUUUCUAUUCUCAAGUGA